This is a messenger RNA of Cherax quadricarinatus, 2862 nucleotides long. It is a transcript of the gene Rad1, whose product is annotated as Radiation insensitive 1. Gene Ontology annotation, cellular component: checkpoint clamp complex; nucleus. Gene Ontology annotation, biological process: DNA repair; DNA damage checkpoint signaling. Lineage: Eukaryota; Metazoa; Arthropoda; Malacostraca; Decapoda; Parastacidae. The record is from RefSeq and is a predicted model, not a curated record. Gene Ontology annotation, molecular function: 3'-5' exonuclease activity.
AGUUAACCUUCAAUGGUCGCACAGGAAAGACCUGUUGCUCCUUCUCUUGUCUCCCCGCCGGCUUUACCGCUUCCUCAUCCUUUUAAUACACCUAAAUAACGUGUGGUAACUGAGGAGUGCUGUGCCUGGCUGUGUCUGCUGCAACAUUGAUCAGUUUGAGGAGUGCUGUGCCUGGCUGUGUCUGCUGCAACAUUAACCAGUUUGAGGAGUGCUGUGCCUGGCUGUGUCUGCUGCAACAUUGAUCAGUUUGAGGAGUGCUGUGCCUGGCUGUGUCUGCUGCAACAUUGAUCAGUUUGAGGAGUGCUGUGCCUGGCUGUGUCUGCUGCAACAUUGACCAGUUUGAGGAGUGCUGUGCCUGGCUGUGUCUGCUGCAACAUUGACCAGUUUGAGGAGUGCUGUGCCUGGCUGUGUCUGCUGCAACAUUGAUCAGUUUGAGGAUUGCUGUGCCUGGCUGUGUCUGCUGCAACAUUGACCAGUUUGAGGAGUGCUGUGCCUGGCUAUGUCUGCUGCAACAUUGAUCAGUUUGAGGAGUGCUGUGCCUGGCUGUGUCUGCUGCAACAUUGACCAGUUUGAGGAGUGCUGUGCCUGGCUGUGUCUGCUGCAACAUUGAUCAGUUUGAGGAUUGCUGUGCCUGGCUGUGUCUGCUGCAACAUUGAUCAGUUUGAGGAGUGCUGUGCCUGGCUGUGUCUGCUGCAACAUUGAUCAGUUUGAGGACUGCUGUGCCUGGCUGUGUCUGCUGCAACAUUGAUCAGUUUGAGGAGUGCUGUGCCUGGCUGUGUCUGCUGCAACAUUGAUCAGUUUGAGGAGUGCUGUGCCUGGCUGUGUCUGCUGCAACAUUGACCAGUUUGAGGAGUGCUGUGCCUGGCUGUGUCUGCUGCAACAUUGAUCAGUUUGAGGAUUGCUGUGCCUGGCUGUGUCUGCUGCAACAUUGAUCAGUUUGAGGAGUGCUGUGCCUGGCUGUGUCUGCUGCAACAUUGAUCAGUUUGAGGACUGCUGUGCCUGGCUGUGUCUGCUGCAACAUUGAUCAGUUUGAGGAGUGCUGUGCCUGGCUGUGUCUGCUGCAACAUUGACCAGUUUGAGGAUUGCUGUGCCUGGCUGUGUCUGCUGCAACAUUGACCAGUUUGAGGAUUGCUGUGCCUGGCUGUGUCUGCUGCAACAUUGACCAGUUUGAGGAGUGCUGUGCCUGGCUGUGUCUGCUGCAACAUUGAGAAGUGGGGAAGACAGUGAAAAGAUGAAGAAAUAAUCAAGUGGUGAAGAUGUCGUUGUGUUCACAGCAGGAUGACCGUAACUACAAGCUGAUCGCCAAGACUGACAAUGCCAAGAACAUUCUACAAGUGCUGAGAGCUGUCAACUUCAGAGAGUCAGCUACACUGUUUGCGACUGCCAAUGGACUGAAGGUGACAGUAGAGGAGGCAAAGUGUCUCCAAGCUAAUGCAUUCAUCCAAUCGGAACUGUUUCAGGAAUACAAAAUCCAGGAAGAAGUGACAUUUAAGGUGGACCUGAAUGUGUUAGUGGAGUGUCUGAGCAUCUUUGGAGGAAGUAUCUUUGGGGGAAGUUCUACUCCAUCCCUAAAGAUGUGUUAUGGGGGACACGGCUCUCCUCUUAUACUUCUAUUGGAGGAAGCUGGAGCUCUUACGGACUGUAGCAUCUGCACUCUGGAGGCUGACGACACCUUAGAUUUCAAUUUUUGUAAUUCAGGCGUUGUAAACAAAGUGAUCAUGCGCUCGGACUGCCUUAAAGAAAUCUUUUCUGAGCUCGAUACAUCAAGUGACGUUUUGGAGAUUGUCAUGACUCCCAAUCCUCCUUAUUUUCGUUUUUCCACCAUUGGCAGCUAUGGAACAAAUCGUACUGACAUUUCCAAAGACAGUGAUCUGAUAGAAAACUUUGCUUGCACCCGGACAAUGACCCAUCAGUACAAGCUGGCUCUGCUCCGACCUUUGUCGAAGGCUCUCAUGGCGGCGUACAAGGUUUCUGUCAGGAUGGAUGAUCGUGGUUUCCUCUGCCUCCAGUUCAUGAUUAAAACAGAGGAUAAUCAUGUCUGCUUUGUGGAGUUUUUUUGCUGCCCUGAAGAGGAGCAGGCUGAAUGAGGACAUCAUUUGCUUCCUGAAGUGUGAGGUCUCCUGAUACGAGUGUUUAUUUCUGGAUCCACAAAUAUCAUCAUCACAGAAGUUAAAUCACCUGAGGUGGUCUUUUGCCAAGUAAUCCAGUUUAUGGUUAGAUAUGGAAAAAUUGUUUAUCCAACAGUGACAUUUCUGGCCUAUGUAAUGUAUUUGUAUGUUUAAUAGUGAAGUAACACUUUCCAUGUUCAUAAUUAUAACUUUUGUACUUUAAAAUCUGAAAUAAAAAAAAUAUAAAUAUUGAGUUUGAAUGAAGACGUUUAUUAUAUAAAUUGUCAGUAAUUAAAUAUCAACACUUAGGGAACAUCACUUUAAUGUUACAAUCGUGGUUUGUUUGCAAAGUUUCACGUUAAAAAACGUAAUUUAUAUCUUAUACAACUUAGAGUUUAUUAUAUUCAUGGUUUUUCUUGUCAUAUAUUUAUUUCAGUGGAAAAUAAGCUAACUUUUGUUCUAGUAAUCUAAGCAGGUUUCUAUAAUAUGUAUACCAUUCAUAGGAGAGUAGCACCUUGUUGCUGAUUAAGGCUCUUGAUCCAAGGAAUGUAUUGUAUAUCUAAAGCCACAAUUAUCCCAGGUCUUUAAGACAGUCACCUUUAUAUCAUUCAUGGGAAAAGGGUGAUCUAGUAGGGAGUCAUACCUGAUCAGUUAUAGGAAGUUGCUGAUACAAUUUGCUAUAGAUUUGCAUACUUUACUAACCGUUGAAAAGUGAGUAUUGUAUCAGUUCUCUAGUAAUAAAGUAAAUAUCAUC